Molecule: messenger RNA, 373 nt
Organism: Linderina pennispora
Lineage: Eukaryota; Fungi; Kickxellomycota; Kickxellomycetes; Kickxellales; Kickxellaceae
Exons: 2
Coding region: 1-360 (119 amino acids)
Source: RefSeq, a predicted model, not a curated record
AUGCUCAUGAUCCUAUAUGCACUUUGUGCAUGGCACCACCUUGUGGAUAAUGGUCAAACAGUGGAGACAGCAUUGUCCAAAUGCCUGAGUCACUAUAUGGAAGAGUUGGCUGAGUAUGAUGUCCACAUUCAGUAUAAGCCUAGCCGCAAAAAUGAUGUGGCUAAUGCUUGUUCCUACUGUCCUGACCUGCUACUCACCAAGGCUGAUACCAGUGAGACCAUCCCUGACUGGCCAUAUUUCUAUCACCAGUAUUUCAAGAAGGAAGACAUAGAGUCCAUCUCUCCUGCCAUCCUCCACCUGCUUGAGAAGCAUGAGUCAUCAUUCUGGUAUGAUGACGAUCUUGACAUUGUUUUCCACUGAGGAGGUCAUUCAC